AUGGCCGCCCCGCAAGCCGCCAGCAGCCUGGCGACCAAACUGCCCACGCGCCUCCGCAACUUCUUCGCCCGCUAUCCUCCGCAAAUCUAUUCCACGACCGUCCGCCCUCCGAUCGAAGUCCCCAAGCCAGCUGCACUUGCUCAGGCGGCGGCCGCCGCAGCCCCUAACACCACGACCACCACGAACACCACCACAUCCACAACCACAACAACCACCACCUCCAGCAGCAUCUCCCCGGUCACCGACGCGAUCACCGAAUCCCUCCUCCCAUCCCCCUACACCCCGAACCGCGAAGCGAAGGGCUACCAGCCGCCGGACCACAAGUACUCGGACGCGCUGCUGUGGAAGGGUCCCAAGGGUCGGCUCAAUCCGUUCCUGCCGCGGAAGCUGGGCGAGCGGAAGUGGGAAGGCCCCAAGAUCGGCCUGCGCCGGCAGGCGGAGCUGGUGAAGCUGGCCCGCCAGUUUGGGGUCGAGGAGCUGCUCCCGCCCAGCCGCAAGUCGGCCGAGUACAAGGAGGCCCGCCGCGCCGAGAACCAGGGCCUGGCCAUCAAGGGUACCGGUGUCGGGCAGAAGGUCAAGGGCCACAAGUGGGAACGCACCAUGGAGGCGCGCCUCGAGGACCGGCGCAAGGCCAUGCUCGAGAUGCCCGAGAUGGUGCGGUUGUGGAAGCAGAGAGGUCAUGGUCGUGGUUGGAAGCAGUGGCCCAAGAAAUAG
This is a messenger RNA of Aspergillus aculeatus ATCC 16872, 714 nucleotides long. RefSeq names its product mitochondrial 54S ribosomal protein mL59. The transcript is spliced from 2 exons. Gene Ontology annotation, cellular component: mitochondrial large ribosomal subunit. NCBI's taxonomy places the organism in Eukaryota, Fungi, Ascomycota, Eurotiomycetes, Eurotiales, Aspergillaceae. The record is from RefSeq and is a predicted model, not a curated record. The coding region runs from base 1 to 714 and encodes 237 amino acids. Gene Ontology annotation, molecular function: structural constituent of ribosome.